AUGCAACACCGAGGGCCCAGCGGUGUGAACCAACUGGGGGGACUCUUCCUGAGCGGCCGCCCCCUCCCUGCCUGCAAGAGGAGGCAGAUCAUUGAGCUGGCGGCGUGUGGCAUCCGGAGCUCCGACAUCUCCCGCAGCCUCAAGGUGUCCAAUGGCUGCGUCAGCAAGAUCUUGGGUCACUACUACAGGACAGGGGCCGUGGGGCCCAAAGCUAUGGGGGGCAGCAAGCCCCGCAUGGCCACACCCAAGGUGGUGGCCAGGAUUGCCCAGAUGAAGCUGGAGCAGCCUUCCCUGUUUGCCUGGGAGAUCCGCAGGCAGCUCCAUGCUGAGGGCACCUGCACCAGUAACAGGAUCCCCAGCGUCUCCUCCAUCAAUCGGGUGCUCAGGAAGCUGCCCAGUGACCUGCGGCUGGCGGCUCAGCUGGGCUCUGCGAGGGACACGCUGCCAUGGGUGUCCCCUCUCGCUGCCCCCCCUGCCCCACAUCCCCCGGGAUGCUGCUUGCCCACUGAAGCUGCUGCCACCGGCUCCCUGGGGACCCAGCACCCGCCCCGGCAGCUCCCACCGAGCACCCAGCACAAGAACAGGACGGUCUUCUCCAGGCAGCAAGCAGAGGCCCUGGAGAGAGAGUUUCAGAGGGGACAAUACCCAGACACCGACACCCGGCAGAGACUGGCCGCGGCCACCCAGCUCCCAGACACAACCAUCAAGGUCUGGUUCUCCAACCGGCGAGCGAAGUGGAGGCGGGAAGCCAAGCAGGAGCUGGAGGCAGGAGCCACAGGCUCCUGGUGCCACUGGAUCCUGCUCCAUGGGGUAUCCAUGGCUGCUUUCCACCCCGUAUCCCCAACAGCCACUAGCUCUGCACAGGUGUGGCUCCGGGCAUCAGCCCUGCUCCCGCUCACUGGCAGCCCACGGAAGGUCCCUCCUUUCCCCUAUUGUCCCCCCAGGCUCCACUGCACCCCGGUGCCUGCCUCCUGCCUGGACCCCCGCUGA
Molecule: messenger RNA, 990 nt
Organism: Pezoporus flaviventris
Lineage: Eukaryota; Metazoa; Chordata; Aves; Psittaciformes; Psittacidae
Gene: PAX4
Product: paired box 4
Exons: 9
Coding region: 1-990 (329 amino acids)
Biological process (GO): anatomical structure development; regulation of transcription by RNA polymerase II
Molecular function (GO): RNA polymerase II cis-regulatory region sequence-specific DNA binding; DNA-binding transcription factor activity, RNA polymerase II-specific
Source: RefSeq, a predicted model, not a curated record